Gasterosteus aculeatus aculeatus (three-spined stickleback) is the source of this 1570-nucleotide messenger RNA. RefSeq names its product transmembrane protein 179Ba (gene tmem179ba). The record is from RefSeq and is a predicted model, not a curated record. NCBI's taxonomy places the organism in Eukaryota, Metazoa, Chordata, Actinopteri, Perciformes, Gasterosteidae.
AGCGUGGCUUUUGUGACUGGAACCUGGUUCCACGGGACGAUGGCGUCAACGGGGCUGCUGCUGCUGGAGUUGGGUCUGUACGCCAGCUGCUUCGUCUGUGGGAUCAUCGCCGCGGCCUCCAUCACCAUAGUCCAGGGUAACUUCGGAGGCCGCUGCAUGCUGUAUGGACUCGUCGACUACAACGCCACCGCCGACCUUAUUGGCAUCAAGUCCUCCAGCUCCUCGUCUCUGUGCUACUUCGUGGCGGCCGUAUCCGUCAUGGUGGCGGUGGUGUGUUUCUCGGUGUCUCUGUACUGGCUCUACAUGUUCUGCAUCGACGGGGAGAUCCGAAGGGAGCGCGUGUGGAUGAACCUGAACGUAGCCGCCAGCGGCUUCUUCCUCUUCUUCCUGCUCAUCACGGGCUGCAUGCUGAAGAUCGGACGGGACGCGCUCUGCAACUCGCUCCUACAGAGUGUUCCCAACAUCACCAGCUGUGACGAGGCCCAGACCAGAAAGUGGGUCAGUCCACUUAGAGGGGCGAGAUUCUUCAACAGUCUCUACAAAGCCGAGACGGCGGUGUGGGUCAACUUCUUCCUCUGGUUCAUCAUCGGCGUGCUCGUGAUCCUCCAGAGGCGUCAGGGUUCGGGGUCGAAGGUCAUCGGCGGGCCGGCCGGGGGCCUGUUCGGCGAGGCGGGGGUGACGGACGCAGAGACGGAGCCGUUUUUCAACCGUCCCGCGCGGCCUCAGUGAAGGACAUGGGGGGGGGGUCACAGGAUGACUCGCAUGCAGGAGUAGAUGAAUACGCAGCUUUGUCCAGCGAACACAUUCUACAAAUAAAUAAACAAAAUAAUUUAAAAAACAAAUAACAAAUAAACAAAUAGCUUUUGCUCAUCUUAGUUUUCGAGUGUUGCGACACUUAAGAUAAGGAAAACCUGUGCGUGCAGAGCACAAUGGAAUAGCAAUCCAUGCUGCCCCCCCUCCCCUCCCCGUCGAGUGGAGCGUGUUUACACUCACACCUUUCCCGCAUCUACUCAUGUCUACCGGGUCACGCGGGCAGACGGUGUUUAUGGCAGGCGUUUGUUUCUUAUUUAACACAUUUUGGGAGUGACAGACAAAAAAUUAACAAGGUCCUCAAAAAGCUUUUUAUUUUUUAUCCCUUGACUUUGUAGUUUGUACUUUGUUUCUACGAUGUGCCAAGCAGUUUUACUCCCAUCUUUAUAACAAAUUAUUUAAUUUGAUGUCAAGGCACAUUGGCAUUUUGAAUCAUUGAGUGUUUGACCUCAGAUCGGUUCAGUUGAAACAAUGUGGGGGGAUCACUGCAUAUAGAAAUGGAGUAAGAUUUCUUUAUAUUAAUUUACCAAUAAUUCAGGGGGAUUUUUCCUUUUAAUGACAAUAUAUAUUCUCCACUGGCCUAACUGUUACAUCUGAUACCCACUCUAGUUUUACUCAGAGGUGCUCAUCCAGUACUCCAGCCUGAUGCUGCGUUUAGGAUAAAAAAAAAGGUAUGUUGAGGUAUUAACUUCUGUUUGCAGUGAUGUUACUCGACACAUGGAGCGUUUUUAAACCAAUAAACCAAAGAGUUCAAACCCAA